AUAUGUUAUGUCGUUGGUCAAGAAUUGAAUACCAGAUGCUCCAGAAAAAGGCAGAGGAGGAGAUGGAGGUUUGGUGGCGGAGUCGGAAAUGGGAGCAGAUACGGGUAUUCUUCUUGAUAUUGCUUCUUCACGGUGUGGCCAUUCUUAUCUUCACCCGAGGUUUCCUUCUCACCCGGACCGAGCUCCCCUUUUACAGCCAUUGCUCCGAUCUUUCCCAAUCUCCUUGCUUUUCUACUUCUUCUUCUUCGUCGUCGACUUCUUCUCCUAACUCUUCCCGUUGUUGGACCAAGCCGGUUAUUGAUCGCGUCGUCAUCAUUAUCCUCGACGCCCUCAGGUUUGACUUUGUUGCUCCCAGUACGUUUUUCGAAGUGUCGAAACCAUGGAUGGACAAGUUACGAGUGAUUCAGAAGCUGGCUUCUGAGCGAGGAUCUUCGGCUAGGAUUUUCAAAGCUAUAGCAGAUCCACCAACCACGAGUUUGCAGCGUUUGAAAGGCCUGACAACCGGUGGACUGCCUACAUUUAUUGACGUUGGGAAUAGCUUUGGUGCUCCUGCAAUUGUUGAAGAUAACUUUAUACAUCAGUUAGUUCAAAAUGGAAAGCGAGUGGUGAUGAUGGGGGAUGAUACAUGGACACAGUUGUUCCCUAAUCAUUUCAAAAAGUCUUAUCCGUACCCCUCUUUUAAUGUUAAAGAUCUUCAUACGGUAGACAAUGGAUGCAUCGACCACCUACUCCCAACCUUGUAUCAAGAAGAUUGGGACGUUCUUAUAGCACAUUUUCUUGGUGUGGAUCAUGCAGGCCACAUAUUUGGGGUUGAUUCCAGUCCAAUGAUAGAAAAAUUGGAGCAAUACAAUCUCGUUCUAGAGAAAGUAAUUGAAGUGUUGGAGAGCCAAUCUGGACCAGGUGGCUUACAUGAAAAUACAUUGCUUCUUGUGAUGGGUGACCAUGGACAAACCCUACAUGGAGAUCAUGGUGGAGGGAGUCCUGAAGAGGUUGAAACGUCAAUAUUUGCCAUGAAUUUUAAGAAGCCUCCAUUUUCAAUACCACCUGAGUUUGAUACUUCAUCUGGUGGACACAAUUUGGAUGGGAAGAAGAUGUACAUCAGCUCUAUCCAACAGCUUGACUUUGCAGUAACACUGUCAGCGCUGGUUGGCAUCCCCUUUCCUUUUGGAAGCAUUGGGCGUGUUAAUACUGAUUUGUAUGCUUUGGGUUCUGGUACAUUGAACUCAGAGGGCACUAAUCUAGAAAAAUGUCAGAAUCAGUCUGAAUUGGAACAAUGGAAGCAAAAUUAUGUCAAUGUACUCUGUAUCAAUUCUUGGCAGGUGAAAAGGUACAUUGAUGUUUAUUCAGCUUCAUCUCUCAUUGGAUUUUCCCAUGAAGACUUGUUGCAAAUUGCGGAUGUAUAUGCUCAAGCAGAUAAGAGUUGGUCCAAUACUACAAAGAAAUUAUUCUUACAUCAAAAUGAAUGCUCUGAUUCAUUAUUACCUGCUCUUAAGAUGCAAAUUGACUUGUAUGUUAAUUUCUUAACAAGUGUUGCUGAGCUAGCACGCUCAAAAUGGACUGAGUUUAAUUUGAAGAUGAUGGGUACUGGUUUCGGCAUAAUGUUAGUGUCUCUGCUUAUCCAUUUACUAUCUAUCAAGUGGGUGGCCAAGCAGUAUGGUGCUUCAUUUACUUGUGGAGAUUCUGGGAUUUCGUUAGGCUUAAUUGUUGCAUGUUUUGUGGUAGUUAUACGUGCAAGCAGCUUCCUCUCAAAUAGUUAUAUUUUGGAAGAAGGAAAAGUAGCAAAUUUUCUUUUGGCUACAACUGGCAUUUUUAAGUUACGUUACACAAUCCUAAGGAAGAAGAUGCUAUUAGAAGCAGUUGUCUUCCUUCUCUUGAUCACCUUUUGCAGAUUUACCAUUGAAAUUGGGCUAUCAAAGCAGGCUGUGACCUCUCAAUUUCUGAACGCUUAUCCUUCAUGGAUAAUGAGUAUUGUCUCACAGUUUCCUGCUUGGAUGUAUAUAGCUGAAGUUGUACCAAUUCUAGUGCUGAUUUUAUUGUCAUACUUGCUAUACAAGACCAUUUCUAGCAGCUAUUUUGUGGGGAUUUGGAAGUAUAUGAUCAUGGGAACCAUUUUAAGUUAUAUGCUCAUAGCAGUGCACUGGGCCUCAGAAAGUGGUACAUGGAGUCUGGCUCUGGUUUCUUAUGGCAUCAGCAGAAAUUGCAUUCCCCGAAUGAUUUAUGGUAUUGGGCUUGGACAAGUAUCACUACUGGCAUUUAGUCAGCUGUUCAACAAAGAUAAAGGUUUAGAUCACAGCAAAAGCUUAGUUGUUAAAACGGUGGGAAUGCUAUCUGCUUUGAGUUCAGUAGUCAUUCUUCUGUUAGGAAAACAAGGUCCCUUGGUUGCUUUGGCAUCCAUAAUUGGAGGCUGUUGCAUAAUGAGUCUGGGCAACAUGGAACAUGAAGCCAAGGACAGCAUGAGUGAUCCUUUGGCUGUUGAUCCUCUUCCCGUAACACAAUGGAACUUUCUAGCGGCAUGUAUGUUCUUCUGCACUGGUCACUGGUGUGCUUUUGAUGGCCUUCGAUAUGGUGCUGCAUUUAUCGGUCAUUUUGCCCCUAUUAUAGUGAUUGAUAUGGCUGGUUUACCCUAUACCAUUUUCAGGUUUGAUGAAUUUAUCCUUAUUCGCCAAGCAAUCCUCCUUACUAUUGACACAUUUGGUUUUUCUCACAUCCUUCCUAUAUUUGCACUGCCAUUUCUUGUUGCUCGCCAAAAUAUGUUGAGUCAGAAACAAUUCAUUUUAAUGCGGUUAUCUCAAGUGUAUCUGAUGUAUGGGCUCAUUACGGCCACCACAGUUACUGUCACGAUGUUAUGUGUCACAAUUCACAGGCGGCAUUUAAUGGUAUGGGGGUUAUUCGCCCCAAAGUUUGUUUUCGAUGUGGUGGGUCUUAUCCUUACAGACGUCUUGAUUUGCUUGGCAUCUCUUUUCUAUUUUGGUCGAGUGGAAAAGGAUGUGCAACAAAAUCCAAGUACUGAAAAAUGAAUGCUUAUACUACGAACAACAUAUUUUCAACUUAUGUAAUUUACUUGUUAUAGUUCAUUAGCAAUGCACAGUAUUUAUUUCAAGCACUGUGGUUUUCAUUUUGUCUUAUAGAGGAAAUGCGUUGAGAAACGCAUCAAGUCGGUUCUAGCAGUGAAAAGACACGUGUUUUCUUUUGAUAGAAGAAGUAAAAGGGUGUUUUUUUUUUUUGAAAUAAUAAUACCUCUUUCAUUCA
Carya illinoinensis is the source of this 3249-nucleotide messenger RNA. Its product is annotated as GPI ethanolamine phosphate transferase 3. Gene Ontology annotation, molecular function: mannose-ethanolamine phosphotransferase activity. Gene Ontology annotation, biological process: GPI anchor biosynthetic process. Bases 3 to 3017 code for a protein of 1004 amino acids. The transcript has 21 exons. Lineage: Eukaryota; Viridiplantae; Streptophyta; Magnoliopsida; Fagales; Juglandaceae. Gene Ontology annotation, cellular component: endoplasmic reticulum membrane. The record is from RefSeq and is a predicted model, not a curated record.